This is a messenger RNA of Protobothrops mucrosquamatus (brown spotted pit viper), 2251 nucleotides long. RefSeq names its product G2/M-phase specific E3 ubiquitin protein ligase (gene G2E3). NCBI's taxonomy places the organism in Eukaryota, Metazoa, Chordata, Lepidosauria, Squamata, Viperidae. Gene Ontology annotation, cellular component: nucleus. Gene Ontology annotation, molecular function: ubiquitin-protein transferase activity. The record is from RefSeq and is a predicted model, not a curated record. The coding region runs from base 11 to 2251 and encodes 746 amino acids. The transcript is spliced from 15 exons.
GAACUCUAGAAUGAGUAAGAACAUUAUUGGAUGCCUCCAGAAUCUAUCCUGUGAAUUCUGUCAACGGACUGAUGACUGUCCUGAAAAAUAUGGGGAAAAAAGAACCUAUGAGGACUAUAAUCUCACUGUUCAUUAUUACUGUGUGUUAAUGUCAAGUGGGAUUUGGCAGAGAGGUGAAGAUGAAGAAGGCUUUUAUGGUUUUUUACCUGAAGAUAUCCAAAAAGAAAUUAAUCGAGCUGCAAGACUGAAGUGUACUGUCUGUAAGAAAAAAGGUGCUUCAAUUGGUUGUAUAACAUCCAAAUGCAAACGAAGCUACCACUUUCCUUGUGGAAUAGAGAGAGGAUGCCUUUUCCAAUUCAGAGAAACUUUUCCGUCAUAUUGUUGGAAACAUCGACCCACUCAAAAACGUCUUGCUAAUUGUAAAGGAUCAUCACAAUGUACAAUAUGUUUGGAGUUGGUUGAACGAGCACCUGCAUACAACAUUUUGACAAGUCCAUGCUGUAAAAAUGCUUGGUUUCAUAGGGAAUGCUUGCAGUGUCAAGCUCUCAGUGCAGGGGUAUAUUUCUUUAGAUGUCCUGUAUGUAAUAAUAAAGAAAAAUUUCAGAACGAAAUGUUAAGAAUGGGCAUCCAUAUUCCAGAAAAAGAUGCCUCCUGGGAACUGGAAGAGAACGCCUAUCAAGAACUUCUUCAACAUUACCAACAUUGUGAUAUUAAAAGAUGUCUUUGCAAAAAUGGGAGAGACUACAAUGAACCUGAUAGCAAAUGGGAAAUAAAACGCUGUCAGUGUUGUGGUUCUAGUGGAACUCAUCUGGCAUGUUCCUCACUAACAAGCUUGGAGCAAAACUGGGAAUGCAUGGAUUGUAGGACCAUCCUUGCCAAAUCAAAUGGAAGUGUUCAGAAAUGGCGAAAGCGUUCUUUGAGUAUUCCAGAAAAAGCAAAUGGAGACAGUCUGAUGGAAGAGCCAUCGCCCAAAUGCCCUAGACAGUCUCCAGGAUCCCACCUUGGCAUACAUAUCAGGUCCCCAAAGAUGGUAUGUUCUAAUAGUUUUACUCAGUGUUCACAACUAGAUCUUCCCUCUUCUAAUAACAGAUGUUUACCCCCAUCUGCCUUCAUCAGUCCUUCAGUAAGGAAUUUGUCUCUAAGAAAAAUGCAACUUGGAAUGCAGAAAAGAGAAGUCUCCAAUAUUCUGAGGGAAUUAAGAUUACAGAUUAAUACCAAACCAACAAGACUGAAUAUCAACAGACAAAAUAUCUGGGAUAGUGCUCUAAAAGGAUUUCAGAAGCGGAACUUCAAUCCUGCUAACACUAUUGAAGUAAAGUAUGUAAGCUGCAGGAAUAAAAUAGAGAUGGGUCUCUGUUGCUCAUCAAAGGAAGAUUUUUUUCAAUUACUGAUGCUUCAUCUUCAGAAUUCAUCAUUAUUUGAAGGGGGCUACUCAAAGAAUUUGUCCUUUGAUUCUCAAGCUCUUAAAGAUAAUUUAUACUUCGAAGCAGGGAAAAUGAUUGCAGUUUCUCUGGUUCAUGGAGGCUCAUCUCCUAGCUUCUUUUCCAAAACCUUGUUUCACUGUCUCGCCUAUGGCACAGAAAAUGUGAAGCCAACAAUAGAAGAUGUUGCUGAUGUAAACAUUUUGCAGGCAAUAGAGAAGAUAAAAUCUGCCACAACACUGGGCAGCUUAGAAUCAGCAAUAAAUGAUUGCUCUGACUAUCUUGCUUCUAUUGAAUGUUUGAAAUCUGUAACAGCACUAUGUGACAAGAAUAUAUUGGUGAAUGAGAUUCUGAAUCACCAUGUCAUCAAAAGAACUAUUUUACCAUUUGAAAGCUUUAGACAAGGUUUGAAAACACUUGGUGUUUUGGAAAAAAUACAAAUGAAUCCCGAUGCAUUCUGUAGCAUAUUAUGUCACAAACCCGAGAAACUUUCAGCAAAACUUCUUGGUGAUCUCUUUACAAUUCACUGUUUAUCGGGAUCAGACAAGGCCAGAUGCCUUGAUUUCUGGAUGGGUUACUUACAGGAGACAGAAGGUGGUGAGUCAUCUGUAACUCUAGAGGAUAUCUUAGUAUUUGCAACUGGCAUCCGCAAUAUUCCACCCAUUGGCUUUGAUCCUGACCCUUCAGUUAAGUUUCUGCAUAUAAAAUAUCCCAUUGGGAAUAGAGAUUUUAACUGUUUAGAGCUUCCAAUAACAAAAUCUUAUGAGAAUUUUAAAAAAAUUCUGGAUAUUGCCAUCCGACGUGCCCUAUUACAGUCAGAAGUACGUUAG